AAAGCUUGCUGCGGGCUUCGCCUAAAUUUAAAGGGCCCGCUGCCUUCCAGAAGUUGGUCUGAAGGCAAAGGGUGGUUGUAUGUGUGGACUGCGUUUUAUCAUGGGACCUGUGCGGCUGGAGAUACUGCUUUUCAUCCUGGCAGCGUACGGUGCUUGGGCUGAGGCGACAAAAGAGGAGGAAGAUGACACAGAACGUUUGCCCAGCAAAUGCGAAGUGUGUAAGCUGCUGAGCAUGGAGCUCCAGGAAGCGUUGAGUCGAACUGGCCGAUCCCGAGAAGUGCUGGAGCUGGGUCAGGUGCUAGACACUGGCAAGAGGAAGAGACACGUGCCUUACAGCCUCUCUGAGACGCGGCUAGAAGAGGCUUUGGAGAAUUUGUGCGAGCGGAUCCUGGAUUACAAUGUUCAUGCUGAACGCAAGGGCUCACUAAGAUACGCCAAGGGUCAAAGUCAGACUAUGGCAACACUGAAAGGCCUGGUCCAGAAGGGAGUGAAAGUGGAUCUGGGAAUCCCUUUGGAGCUGUGGGACGAGCCCAGUGUGGAGGUCACAUUCCUCAAGAAGCAGGUGCGAAUACCGGUUCCCACGUCCCAGUGUGAGACGAUGCUGGAGGAGUUUGAAGAUGUUGUAGGGGACUGGUACUUCCACCAUCAGGAGCAGCCCCUCCAGCAUUUUCUCUGUGAGCGGCAUGUGCUUCCAGCCUCUGAAACUGCUUGUCUACGGGAAGCUUGGACUGGAAAGGAGAAGAUCAGUGAUGGGCAGGAGGAGGCAGAUGACGAAGAGGAGGAAGAAGAAGAAGAGAUAACCAAGACUUCAGGCAAUCCCAAGCAUGACCCAGAAGAUCUUUGACCCUUACUUUUGAACCCCAAGGAUGGGUCGUGGAGAGUUUUCUAAACUCUUGUGCUCUCCCGUCCUUCCCCGCCCCUAGGCUUCUAAUGUCUUCUUGGUAUGAUCUCGGCUAUGAUCCUGGGGACCCAGAAUGGCAACAGGAAAGGAGAAGGGUAGGGGGGAAGAAGCAGAAGCAAGUUUUGCCUUCAGGGUUGAACCACAUGCAGCCACUUAAUUGAACAAGUAUGUGGUGACAGUUUUGAAACUUUUCUCUACGUUUUACUGGUCUUCACCUGCACCGAUUGGUCAAUAGUGGUGUGAGCUGUGGGAAAGUCACUUUGCUUUUUAAAGGGUCUAUUUUAAACCCUUUCAAGAGGCCAGAGAAGAGCGAGCAGCGCAAUUGGUAGAGUGCCUGCCUAGUAUGGACAGUGAUGGGAGUUGAACCCUGAUGUGGUGGCAUACCGCUGUAAUCUCAGCACUCAAAGAAGCGUUGGCAGGAAUAUCAGAAUACCAUCCAGCUACUUGGCAGUUCGGGACCAACCAGAGCUGAACCCUGUCUUAAAGUAAGAAGCCAAAAAGAGACCCUCAAGAACCAAUAUACACUGCAAACAUGAGGCCGUAUACCAUCAAUCUGUGAAUAAGAACAGGAUGCUGGAAGAGAGUGAAGCAAUACUCGGGUUAGAUGGGGUAGACAUGUGGGCUAUAUUUCCUAUUUCACAGGUGCCAUAUUUUCUAUAUUGCUAUUAAACCUUUUAUAUAUAUAUCAGCUGAGUCCCAUUUCAAACAUGCACACAUUAUCGAUGAGGGAGCACCCAGACAGUGGGGCCAUUGGCCUGCUAUCUAUUAGUUGCUAAUGGUGUUCUUAUAAUUAUCCACCCCAAGGAUACUGGUUGGGGUUGGGAAAACAACUGUACCACUAGGACUUGGAAAAGAGGAUCAAGAGCUCAGUCUUCCUCAGCUAUGUAGCGAGCUCAAGACCAUCUUGGUCUCCUUGAGCCCCUGUAUCAGGAAAAUAAAAAACAAAACAAGAACUCAGAA
This is a messenger RNA of Mus musculus (house mouse), 1861 nucleotides long. It is a transcript of the gene Cnpy4, whose product is annotated as canopy FGF signaling regulator 4. The coding region runs from base 80 to 844 and encodes 254 amino acids. The transcript is spliced from 7 exons. The record is from RefSeq and is marked validated. Gene Ontology annotation, biological process: positive regulation of protein localization to plasma membrane. Gene Ontology annotation, cellular component: extracellular region. NCBI's taxonomy places the organism in Eukaryota, Metazoa, Chordata, Mammalia, Rodentia, Muridae.